GCUGCUUAUAAAAGCAAAAAAAAUCUACUCCUAGGUCGGUCAAGACUCAAGACCAGGGCGGCGGCCGCGUUCCAUUCUGCGCAAGGCGACGACUGCGGUUGGGAAGGGAAGACGCCUACAAACCCCUCUCUACCUCUCCUCUGCGAACCACCUGCCGCCGGAAGCCCUAGAGGGCUCGACCCAUGGAUCCGCCGCAGCAGCCGGAGCCUGUCACCUACGUCUGCGGAGAUUGCGGAGCUGAGAACACCGUGAAGCUAGUAGACGUCGUCCAGUGCCGUGAAUGUGGCCACCGCAUCCUCUACAAGAAGCGGACCCGCCGGAUUGUCCAAUUUGAAGCACGCUGAGGAGUGACGACAGGGGAAAAACACUGGAGAUGGUUGAUCUAUUACUCGCCACUCACCUAUGUAAAGAGUCUUGUGAGGGAAAUGAAAGUGUCAGACAUAAUGUUUGAAUGAAUGUCGUGUGCCUCUUUUGGGCUUGAAAACUUUAAUAUGUAAGGCUUGAACUAGGGUCGGAUUUGAGCAUUGAGAUACUGCAGUAAUAUGUUGAUGGGUCCUCCUAAGUACC
Zea mays is the source of this 567-nucleotide messenger RNA. RefSeq names its product DNA-directed RNA polymerases I, II, and III 7.3 kDa polypeptide. Gene Ontology annotation, biological process: DNA-templated transcription. Gene Ontology annotation, cellular component: RNA polymerase III complex; RNA polymerase I complex; RNA polymerase II, core complex. NCBI's taxonomy places the organism in Eukaryota, Viridiplantae, Streptophyta, Magnoliopsida, Poales, Poaceae. Gene Ontology annotation, molecular function: DNA binding; zinc ion binding. The record is from RefSeq and is marked provisional.